AUGGUUGAUCACGAGUGGACGCCAUUACAGAAGGAGGUUAUCUCAGGCUUGAGCGCGGGAUGCAUAACCACACUGGUAGUGCAUCCAUUAGAUUUACUCAAGGUUCGUUUGCAGCUAUCUGCUACAAGCGCUCAAAAGGUCCACUAUGGUCCAUUUGCAGUGAUAAAAGAGAUCAUACAUUCAUCGGCGAACACUGGGCGUAGUAGGUCAAAGGUUAUAAAUGAACUGUACCGUGGAUUAAGCAUAAAUUUGUUUGGAAACGCCAUUGCAUGGGGGGUUUAUUUCGGCCUCUAUGGUGUCAUGAAGGACCUGAUAUACAAGGCAGUGGAAAAGCCAGGGCAGAGCCAAUUCCAAGGGGUCAGCAAUGACCACAAGAUAAAUUCGCUAAUAUAUCUGUCUGCAGGCGCUUCCAGUGGCUUAAUGACGGCUAUCUUGACGAAUCCGAUCUGGGUUAUAAAGACAAGAAUAAUGUCUACAAGUAAAGGUGUUCAGGGAGCAUACACAUCGAUAUACAAUGGUGUUCAGCAACUGUUACGAAAGGAGGGCUUGCGUGGCCUGUGGAAGGGGCUUGUACCUGCUCUAUUUGGCGUUUCCCAAGGUGCUUUGUAUUUCACAGUUUACGAUACGUUGAAGCAAAGAAAAUUGCGACGGAAAAGAGAAAGUGGCCAGAACAUUCAUUUAACAAACCUCGAAACCAUUGAAAUUACAUCGUUAGGGAAAAUGAUUUCGGUCACUUUAGUUUAUCCUUUUCAAUUAUUAAAAUCAAACUUACAAAGUUUCAAGGCUAAUGAGCAGAAAUUUAGGCUUUUUCCUUUAGUAAAACUGAUUAUUGCUAAUGAUGGUUUUGCAGGACUUUAUAAAGGCCUAUCAACAAAUCUACUCCGAGCCAUUCCAUCCACCUGCAUCACGUUUUGUGUGUACGAAAACCUCAAACAUAGACUCUAG
This is a messenger RNA of Saccharomyces mikatae IFO 1815, 945 nucleotides long. It is a transcript of the gene FLX1, whose product is annotated as flavin adenine dinucleotide transporter FLX1. Gene Ontology annotation, molecular function: FAD transmembrane transporter activity; folic acid transmembrane transporter activity. The transcript has a single exon. The record is from RefSeq and is a predicted model, not a curated record. Lineage: Eukaryota; Fungi; Ascomycota; Saccharomycetes; Saccharomycetales; Saccharomycetaceae. Gene Ontology annotation, biological process: nucleotide transport; folate import into mitochondrion; mitochondrial transport. The coding region runs from base 1 to 945 and encodes 314 amino acids. Gene Ontology annotation, cellular component: mitochondrion; mitochondrial membrane.